AUAAGUAAUCCAAGAUGAAGCUAGCUGUGGUUAUCCUGAAUAUCAUCCUGGUCAUCAGGGGUCUGUCGGUGGCUGAAAGUUUUGAGAGGGGACUUUCUUUCGAAGAAAGCGCACUGAGAGAUUCAAGGGGCCCAGAGAAUGUUCCCGCUCGUCGUGGUACUAAACCUUAUUCCAUAAUGCCCCCUUCAAAAAAUCUUACUCAGAUCGAACGUCUCAAUUGGGCGGAAAACUGCAGACAAUUCAGGCAAAAAUGCAAGUUCUCCGAACAAUGUUGCAGCAAUAAGUGCUUGAAGCAUAUAAAACGCUGCACUACUUUGUGAAUUUAAAACGCCUAAUUAUAAAUAAAGUCAUGUGUCGUAGUAUAUCAGA
Messenger RNA from Drosophila bipectinata, 369 nucleotides. Lineage: Eukaryota; Metazoa; Arthropoda; Insecta; Diptera; Drosophilidae. The record is from RefSeq and is a predicted model, not a curated record.